UCUCGAGAAGAUGGCGGCGCCCUUAGCGCGGCAGCUGGAGGAGCUGCUCGACCCCCGGCCCAGCCUGCGGGACCCCGAGGACGACGCGGAGGAAGCUACAGUUGCUAAAGUCAUUGAUAAAUUUGAGGAUGAAACUGCAGAUGACAUUCUCCCUGUUGGUAAUCUACGGAAAAAAACUUCAGCCUCUCUCUUGGAAGCUGAUCAAAGGUACAUUGGAAAAGCUACAUCACGCAAAGCCUUGCAAGAAGAGCUCUGGGGAAAUGCUCUGUCUGAAGCUGAAGAAGAAUCAGAUGAGUGGUACAGCGGCAGUGAAGAUUCAGAAGAGAAUGGCAGCUUAGGCAGUAAAACAGAGAAGAAGCCCAGCAGUGCUGGCAGUGACCAGGAGGAUGACUUAGAAGAAGAUGAAGAGACAGAUCUGUCUGUCAAGGCCAAGGCACCAAAGUUCAGUUUCCAGAAUAUCACAGACUUUGAGAGAUUUACGGAGGGUAUGGAUGACAUAGGAAGCAGCGAAGGGGAGGAUGAAGAUGAUGAUGAUGAUGAUGAAAAUGAUGCCAGCAUGGAAGAAGGAAGUGAUGAAGAGGAGGAAUAUGGGAUUGAAAACCAGAACAAUAUAGAGGAAACUAAAGACAGUGAAGAUGAUGGGGGGGUGAUGACAUUCUCAAAAAGACAAGAGGAUGAAGAAGUAGAGAAAGGAAAAGCUGUGAAGAACCAGCUAGCUUUGUGUGAUCAACUGUUGGAAGGGAGAAUCAAGAUGCAGAAGGCACUCAUAACAGCCAAUCGGCUUCCACAGCCAGAUACUUACCCACUCUUCAGGAAGGAAGGUGGACAAGAGUUUGACAGUGCUGUCCAGAACUGUUGUAAAGCCCUGGAGGCAUUGCUGAAAGUAUUAGUGGAACUUCAGGAUGAGCUGCUUUAUCGAUACCCAGGCACAAGGCAUCUGGUAGAUGGAAAGCAAUCAAAAACUGAGAGUGAUGAUGAAAUCCCUAGCAGUAGUGAUGAAGAGCAAGUGGAUAAGGCUCAGGAGAAGAGAAGGAGCCUCCCCAAACGAAAGCUAAAGCUGGAGGACUACCCAGAGUUCAUAGCCAAACGUUAUGUUGACUUCAGGACAUACCGGAACAACGUCUUGCAGAAGUGGCAUGAGAAGACAAAGCUGGCAUCUGGCAAAAUGGGAAAGGGUUUUGGUGCCUUUGAGCGUUCAAUCUUGACUCAGAUUGAUCAUAUUAUGAUGGACAAAGAGAGAUUGCUACGGCGGACACAGACCAAGCGAUCAGUGUACACAGUGCUGGGAAAGCAGGAAGAGGAAUCUCAUCCAGUCCCUGAAUCUUUGCCUGAAAAUUCGGAAGUCCUCCCUCAGUCAGAUUCCAACAGGCACCUGAAGGACAUAGAUGAGGAGAUAUUUGAUGAUGAUGACUUUUAUCACCAGCUUCUUCGAGAACUUAUAGAACGUAAAACCACUUCAUUGGACCCCAAUGACCAGGUAGCAAUGGGCCGGCAGUGGCUGACCAUCCAGAAGUUACGAAGCAAAAUAAAGAAGAAAGUGGACAGAAAAGCCAGCAAAGGAAGGAGGAUCCGGUAUCAUGUCCAUAGCAAGCUGGUGAGCUUCAUGGCACCUAUUGACCACUGUACAAUGAAUGAUGAUGCCAGGACGGAGCUUUAUCGUUCGCUGUUUGGAAAAAUCACAGGUCCUGAAGAACCCGAGCAGAAUUAGCAUCAGGCCUUCACACCAGGACAUCUCCUCUGCCUGAGCAGCUGCUGGUUUGUUCUAAAACCCUCACUGAAGGAACAUCAAAUACGGUUACUGCUAAAUGACACAGGCUCAGAAAGAAGGGAGGGGAAGACAUUUAGCCUGGCUAAACACCCUCCUCCCUGGUUUUAAAAUGAACUCUGGUUCCUCCUAAAGACAAUCCAUUUUAAACUAUUCUCUUCAAAUUCCUGACCUUGAUUUUGCAGUCUGCUCAGCACAGGCACAGGGUUCUGCUGGGGGGAGGGACAUGCAGUUCAGACCAGCAGGGACCACCAGCCCCCCCCCCCUGCAAUCAGGUCACCCACGUUUGUGUUAAAUCCUGAGAGAUUAUUAUUUGGGGGAUUGGGAGGGGAGUGUUUAAGUGUGCUGUUCUGGUCGAUGGCUGCAUAUCUGGAAUGUGUGACUUUAUUUUUCACCAAGUCAAGAGGAUUUAAAUAUCAUUUACAUAAUUAGCAUGGCCUUAAAACAGAGAAAAGGUGCUGUCCCUUGCAGCCAGCCAGAGCUCCCAGUUCACACUCCCGUGUCUGAGCUCUCGCUGCAUGUAGGGACAUUUCCUGACUGGUGAUGAGCACAACGUGGGGAUAUUUCUGCAGUUAGAACAUACUGGUGAAUUUUUCAGCCCUAUAUUGAUUCUGCACACCUAGUUAUUUCUACUGAUGGUGACUCAGAGCCAUCCUGCCUUCACCAUCACUGUGACACAGUGCUGGGAGAUGCCAGCACAAAUGUGAAGUGGCCAGAGGAGAUGACUCACUUGAGGGGGUUUGUGGGAUUUUUAUAGCCAAAGGUAAGAGGCCAGAGAUUAAAUCCCCAUAAGGAGAAGGUAUUAGCCUGCAGGGAUCAACCUGGAAUGGAGGAUAUCUUGUGUAUACAAUGUGUGCAUAUAGAUGUGUGUUUAGGUGGCUGUUGCUUGUGACCCAUCUUUGUUCGGUGUUUUCUGCAGUCUAAUUAAAAUGCUUUGUAGAGGGGUUGUCCAAGUGGGAUCAGUGCAGGAACGGUUCCAGCAGGCACAGCCUCUCUCAGCCCCACCAGCACCAUGUUCUUUAUCAGGUGUUUCCAGUGUCAGCACAGAGCCAGAGCUGCACGAGGUGCAAGUGGCCAAGACAUUCAGGGAGCUCUGAGGAUGGAGAGGCUGGAGCACUGUGGGACUGGAGCUGGAAACUCAUCCCCUGGCAGUCCCUGGGGUGAGCAGGGGCUCCAAAGGUGGUACAGCUCAGGGAUCAGGGUGUUGGUGGAACAAACCCCUCUGCCUAUGAGGUCCCACUCGUGACACAAGCUGCUGCAGGGGCCUGCAGUGUCCAUGGUGUGCUGGGGGCUCAUCUCCACUAAGCGGCUUGCCCAGCUCCCUCCAGGCAACUCAGCAGUGGGUGCUGGUUCAGUGACACCCAGCACAACAUCACAAACAUCUAAAGGUUUGCAAGAAACAGUUGUUCACCAACUGAAAAGCCCCAUUUCUGAACUGAUGGGUUGUUGUUUGGUGGUGUGUUUUUUUUUUUUUGGGGGGGGGAGGGGUUACCCUGCAUAAGUCAGCUUUUCAGUGGGCAGCUGAAUUUUACUUUUAAAAUAUUUUUUUUCUUAUGAAGCUUAAAUAAAAAUACAAUUUCUGAUUGAAA
This is a messenger RNA of Apus apus (common swift), 3354 nucleotides long. RefSeq names its product apoptosis antagonizing transcription factor (gene AATF). The transcript has 12 exons. Gene Ontology annotation, biological process: regulation of transcription by RNA polymerase II. Gene Ontology annotation, cellular component: nucleolus; nucleus. The record is from RefSeq and is a predicted model, not a curated record. Bases 11 to 1708 code for a protein of 565 amino acids. NCBI's taxonomy places the organism in Eukaryota, Metazoa, Chordata, Aves, Apodiformes, Apodidae.